Molecule: messenger RNA, 867 nt
Organism: Actinia tenebrosa (Australian red waratah sea anemone)
Lineage: Eukaryota; Metazoa; Cnidaria; Anthozoa; Actiniaria; Actiniidae
Product: pyroglutamylated RF-amide peptide receptor-like
Biological process (GO): G protein-coupled receptor signaling pathway
Cellular component (GO): membrane
Molecular function (GO): G protein-coupled receptor activity
Source: RefSeq, a predicted model, not a curated record
AAUACCCUGGUUAUACUGAUCAUUCUGACCAAUAAAUCCAUGAAAUCACCAAUGAACUAUCUCCUCGUCAACCUUGCUGUAGCAGACAUCAUGGUAGGGGUGUUUCUCGCACCAAUAUUUAUCUUGAAUCAUUUCUUUACCCAUCCCGAAGGUCUUGCAGGAAAAUUUCUUUGUAACACGUUGACAGGCGGUAACAUAUCUUGGGUAGCUCUCGUUGCCUCGUCCUUUUCACUGGUUGCCAUCUCAAUUGAACGGUACUUUGCUAUUGCACAUCCUUUGUCUGCAAAGCAAAGACUGCCAUUGAUGAAAGUCAAACGGAUAGCUACCGGCUGCUGGAUCUGCGCCCUCAUAUUCAACAUGCCAUUGUUCUUUAUCAGAGAGUUUGACAAAGAAAAGAAUAUAUGCAAAGAACGGUGGCCAGAGAAUCAGCCGUUGCUCGCCGUUUUUUACAGCUCAGCUUGGUUCUUCUUCACAGGAGUGUUCCCUAUAGUCGUUAUGCUGGUUCUGUACUCCAAGGUUAUCUACAUUCUUUGGUUCAAGCGCAUUAAUCGAGAACAAGUCACGCAGCAAGCAGUCUUAAGGUCAAGAAAGAGAGUGACUAAGAUAGCAGUUAUUGUUAGUAUUGUCUAUGCUGCUUGCAUGCUUCCAAAUCUCAUCAUGUAUCUUAUCGGUCAUGCUAGCGAAGAACAAGAAUAUGAUGUCUCCUUCAUCGUGAGUCUAGUUUUGACAGCAUUCAAUUCAACCUUCAAUCCUUUUGUCUACAGCUUGCAAAGCCAGGCGUUUCGACGCCAUUUGGUUAAGAUCGUGUUCUGCUACAAAGUGCGUCAAAAUGAAGUGGGGAUUACAGCUCGUGACCAAGCGAAAUAA